GUGAAUGGCACCAGAAGGAACCUGCCUAUGGUGAUUGAAAACAAGAUCAACGUCCAGAUCAGUGGGGGCUACGUGCUCUUGGAAACUGAUUUCGGACUCUGGGUCAGAUUUGACGGCAAUCACUAUGUGGAGGUCUCAGUGUCCGGUUGUUACAAGGGCCAGCUCUGUGGCCUGUGUGGUAAUUACAAUGGUGAUGCAAAGGAUGACAACCUAAAGCCGAAUGGCAGCACUGCAGGAGAUUCCACUGAGCUUGGAGAGAGCUGGCUAGUGGCAGAGAAUAACAGCAUAUGCUCCCCUCAGCCAGUACCGGACUGUGACCCCCGGCUGGAGAGUGAAGCGAGGAAGAACACAGCCUGUGGCAUGAUCACCGACCCGACAGGUAUCUUCAAGGACUGCCACGCCAAAGUAGCUCCAGAGAAUUUCUUGGAAAACUGCGUUUACGACAUGUGUCAGACUGAGGGACAGACAGUGUCUUUAUGCAAUGGGCUGCAGGCUUAUGCAGAGUCGUGCACAAAUGCUGGGAUCUGCAGAGAAUGGAGAAAUAAUACUUUGUGCCCAAUCUCCUGUCCGGGAGGAAGCCAGUACGAGAGCUGUGGGAGCAGGUGUCCUUCCACCUGCGGGACUCCCGCUGCAUUUAGCCCUUGCAGCUCCCUACCAGUGGAAGGCUGUUUCUGUAAGGAAGGCUACGUUCUGAGUGGAGACGCCUGUGUGCCCGAGAGCAGCUGCGGUUGUGUGGAUGGAAACAACCACUAUCAUCAGCUCGGUGAAAACUGGUUCACCCACGACGCCUGCACCGAGCGCUGCACCUGCAACAGCAAAAACAACAUCACGUGCACAGGCUGGGAGUGUGGCGCGCUGGAGAUAUGCAGUGUUCAGGAUGGGGUGCUGGGUUGUUACUCCCCUG
Molecule: messenger RNA, 904 nt
Organism: Terrapene triunguis (Three-toed box turtle)
Lineage: Eukaryota; Metazoa; Chordata; Testudines; Emydidae
Product: zonadhesin-like
Exons: 6
Cellular component (GO): extracellular matrix
Source: RefSeq, a predicted model, not a curated record